AACCUCCUCCAACAUCUCGGAGGACGGUAGUCAACUGAUGGUUUGCUCUUCAGUUCUCAGUUUAACUUCUCUUUGCAUCCCUAUUCCAAUCCCUCCAUUAUCAAGCAUCGUCCAGCGGCCAGCCUUGUCCAAUGUUAAACGGCGAGCAACACCGCUACGAUGCCCCGCCGUGUGACAAACCGCGGCCGAUCCCGUUCGACCCGGGGUUCUCAUCAGCUACCAUUGAUUGACUCCCUCGAGGGACUGAUCAUGUGGUUGCCUCCGCGAGAGGACUUACCCAGGCACGCCGAGCUCCCCAAGGGGUGCUACGGUCACCCUGUGGUGAUACUCUCCCCGCAAGCGUCAUUGCCCGCACACUGCGUUGUUGUCCUAAUUGUGACGUCCUUGGGUGAAACGGAUGUGCGCGAGAAGUUUCCACACGACAUCGAACAGAGACGAGCAUACCUACCCAUCCACCCGGCCCGGAACCAAGACACGAGGAUUCAACUCCGUCUUCAGAACGGCGCUACGAUGCGGAAGAAGUCCUACGCCAACACACGACAGCAACGAACCAUCCCGCUCGACUGUCUACAACCUUACGAUCGCAACGACGCCACGGCCCAACACGUCCUGACAAGCGACUCUUACGAAAAGCUGGCCCGCCACGCCGGCUUCGUAUUCGACGCGGCAGAACCCUCCGACAACGCUCACACACCCGACCCGAUCGCGGACGGCGACCUGAUCGCCGGGGUUAUAGCCCUCUUGGAGCACAGCACAGGGCCAACUGAUGGGUUCCCCAGCUCGCGACCAGCCACGUACCACACGCUUGCCGACCGGAGAAGACUAUCCGUACCGUCGUCGCCGUCGCGGUCGCCAUCACCAGCCCGGCCAGCACCACCCCCGCCAGCACCAUUCCCGCCAUCACCGCCACCAGGCGGGUACUACAACAACACCCUCAUCGAGCAUCACCACCGCCAGCACACCACCACCCAACCUGCGCGACAACAAAUCCCACCAGCACCACUGCCCCCCCAGCCGAACCAGCCCCUCCUCCCCCGCUACCACUCCCGUCCGCCGGCGCGCUACACCUGUCCGAGCAUUGGAGGCCUCGUGUCAGGCGUGGCGUGGUGUCUCAACGAGGUCACUGCGCACGGCGUGCUGCUGGGGCUGAUGGCCUUGGGGCUGCUGUGGGUGUGCGUGAGGUGGGGGGUCGAGUUGCUGGGCGGUGCGGUUUGGUUUGCCGGGGGUGUUAUUGAGUUGGCCGUGGGGCCUGGGUUGGAUGAUGAGUGGUUGUUGGCAUAGUUGUUGUGUUAUGGAGUUGUGUGGAUGUGAUGGUGUUGUUGUCAGCAUUUUGGAUUGGGAUAGAACAAAACACUGCAUUGGACAAGUUCCUGGCUUAGACGUUAGGAGUGCCGUAGAUAGAAAGAAGAGGACGUUGGAUGUGAAUCAGUUGCGCUUCACAGUAUGCGCCAUGACUGGCCAUUCAGAAUCCCGAGUUUAUUAAUCCUCCGCCCUCAUUGUUCACUCUCCCGCCUCAUCCAUCAUCACUUACACCACACUCGUAUAUCAUGCUCCGGUUACGCCCUC
Molecule: messenger RNA, 1566 nt
Organism: Chaetomium fimeti
Lineage: Eukaryota; Fungi; Ascomycota; Sordariomycetes; Sordariales; Chaetomiaceae
Exons: 2
Coding region: 160-1281 (373 amino acids)
Source: RefSeq, a predicted model, not a curated record